AUGUCGUUCAUCGACAACAUUAAACUUGAUCAAGAGAUUCUCUUAAAUGCAGCGAAUCGAGUACAACGCUUAAAAAUGUUUCCUUAUUUCGCUAUCGCACAUUUUAUACUCAUGAUCAUAGGAAUUCGUGAUGAUUUGGGUACAGGUGCGUCAAUUUUUUCGCGAAAACAUCCACUUAGCUGUUGGGCUUCAUCGAUGUUAAUGUGCUUUGCAGAUAGCAUUUUUGCUCAUUUUCUUUUAGGCGAACCACUUAUCACUCCAUUUAAACGUCAUGAAGAAGUUCUUGUUGCAACUUUAGUUUGGUAUCUCGUAUUUUACUCUCCAUUCGAUUUAAUUUAUAAAAUUUCUAAAAUAUUACCCAUAAAAGUAGUUUUAUGUGUAAUGAAGGAAAUAUUUAGAACAUAUAAGGUAGCUCAUGGUGUAUCACAUGCCGCGAAACUCUAUCCGAAUUCGUAUAUAAUUCAUGUAUUAGUUGGAAUAGCAAAAGGUGCUGGCUCAGGAAUACUUAAAACUUUAGAACAGCUCAUACGAGGUGUUUGGAUCCCAUCAUACAAUGAAAUUCUUCGGCCAUCAUUUUCAACAAAAGCUUGCUUCAUCGCUGCAAUUAUUUUCACGUUGGACAAGCAAACACAAUAUAUCUCAGCACCACAUGAUGUCGUCUACUUGGGAAUUGUUGGUUUUUUUAUAUAUUUCAAGUUAAGUGCAAUACUUUUGAACGUUCAGGAUCCUUUCGCACCUUUUGAAAAUCUUUUCUGUGCAAUAUUCAUGGGUGGAAUUUGGGAUGCAAUGUCAAGGUACAAUUAUUUUAUUUAA
This is a messenger RNA of Dracunculus medinensis (Guinea worm), 813 nucleotides long. Lineage: Eukaryota; Metazoa; Nematoda; Chromadorea; Rhabditida; Dracunculidae. The record is from the annotation of a GenBank genome assembly.